CUGGGGCUGCCCAUUGGCUGCCUCAAGCUCACACCCCGCCUGCCUCCCUAGCCUGUGGCUCCCCAGCAAUCCUCUGCCUCUCCAGCUGCUUCUAAACUCCGGAGCAAGCACCUCCUGCUGGGCCAUGUCGAGCUGCAACCAAAUUGCAGUGGCCCCUGCCAUGGACAUGCCUGAGGUCCUCAAGUCCCUGUUGGAGCACUCUUUGCCUUGGCCAGAGAAGAGGGCAGAUAAGGAAAAGGGGAAGGAAAAGCUGGAGGAAGAUGAGUCUGCUGCAGCCAGUACCAUGGCCGUCUCUGCCUCCCUCAUGCCACCCAUCUGGGACAAGACCAUCCCCUACGAUGGCGAGUCUUUCCAUCUAGAGUACAUGGACCUAGAUGAGUUCCUGCUGGAGAAUGGCAUCCCUGCCAGCCCCACCCACCUGGCCCAGAACCUGCUGCUGCCUGUGGCGGAGCUUGAAGGGAAGGAGUCUGCCAGCUCUUCCACAGCCUCUCCACCAUCCUCCUCUACUGCCGUCUUUCAGCCCUCGGAAACCGUGUCUAGCACAGAAUCGUCCUUGGAAAAGGACAGGGAGACUCCAAGUCCCAUUGACCCCAACUGUGUGGAGGUCGAUGUGAACUUCAACCCUGACCCUGCUGACCUGGUCCUCUCUAGUGUGCCAGGUGGGGAGCUUUUCAACCCUCGGAAGCACAAGUUUGCAGAGGAAGACCUGAAGCCCCAGCCUAUGAUCAAGAAAGCCAAGAAAGUCUUUGUCCCUGAUGAGCAGAAGGAUGAAAAGUACUGGACAAGACGUAAGAAGAACAAUGUGGCAGCCAAACGUUCCCGGGAUGCCAGGCGCCUGAAGGAGAACCAGAUCACCAUCCGGGCAGCCUUCCUGGAGAAGGAGAACACAGCCUUGCGGACGGAGGUUGCUGAGCUUCGCAAGGAGGUGGGCAAGUGCAAGACCAUCGUGUCCAAGUAUGAGACCAAGUACGGGCCCUUGUAACCUGUGCCCCUUGCCCCGCAGGGCACUGCCUGCACCUCAGACCUCUGCCUGGGGCUUCCUGGACCCCACACUCAUGUGGAGACUUGGGACUCUUCAUGGGCACAUGUGGCGUACCUGCUCUAGGAGCACUCACGUCUCAGCUUCAUUCUAACAUGGCCAGCACACGUGGUGACUUCCCCAGAGGACCAGGAUCCUCUCUGGUGGGGAACAUAAGUGAAUCUACGUAGACGGGUAAACGGCCCAAGUUUCUCUUCUUGGAUGUUCAAGCUGAAUUAGAAGGGGACCUCUGGAGUCCAGGUUUCUCUUUUUACAGAGUGCUCAGGCUUUCCUAGCCUUCCCCUCAGUCUCUAGUCUGGACUGACAAGGGCUGUCUACAGAAUGAGUCAUGAUUAUUGUCACCCUAAUGUCGUCUCAGGUAGCAGGUGCAUUUCCACUUGGGGUGUGUCUGUCAUGCACCUCACUCUCCCCCAAAAAAAAUCUUUGAGAGAAACAUUCAUUCCCAUCUGUCUCAGAGCCAGGACACAUUCAUACUCCUGUUAGUGUAUGCGGGGUGGUGGGCCACAGCACUGGGCUCUCUGCAUAGCCUGCAAUUGGGCUUGGGUUUGGGCCUUGUAGUAGAAAUGCGCCCAACCAUUCUUAGCUCCUACAUCCCUUUUAUCUUGUGGCUCUCAGGCCUGAAGCGGCCCUGGGAUCAGCUCCCUCUGCAUCUCACUUGCUGUGGAAGAGAAAUUUCCAGGAUGGCUGGUCUCUGAGAUCUAACUUCCAGCACCUAGGCAGGCCUUUGUGUCUCCAGGCCAUUCUGGAGGCUCCUGACUGACCUCUGGUUAUUUUCACCCAGUAACCCUUCUCAGAUCUUAGGUUUAAAAAGAAACCCCAUCACGUAGGAAUCUUGAGCCUCCUGGCCCCAGGGUACCACUUCUGCAUGGUGUUUAGGAAACUGGUCUCCACAGCCUCUUGUUGUGGGCAUCAGAGCAAGGAGCUGUCUUUGGGAAGCUCUGUGGGCUUUUUGCUGCGUCUCACUGAUGUGUACCAGACCAGAAUCCCUGAAGGCGGUAGAGGGCCUCCCACUUGACAGAUUAGAAUUCCUCCCUAUGCGUGUCAGCAGGGCGCCUCCUAGGAGUUGCACUUGCAGAAGUCACAGUACAGUUGUCAUGGGACAGCAGGCUCUGGAGACUUUUACACUGGCCUGUAGUCCCGCAGGAGUCGGGCUGCCCGCACAGGUCUGGCCGUGGGGUGGAGUGAUUCUUGAAGCUUUGGCUCCCUCUGCCUCAGAGCUGCACCUUUCUCUUCUGUUUGGCUUGUCCUCUUGCUCUGCCCAGAGGAUUGACAGAGGAAAUCGUGGAGCCCUCUGUUUAUGUGGGUCAGUUAGGGCGCCUCCAGGAGGGUGUGUUUAUUUGCUCAGGGCGGGCGGCCAGUGUGAAGGAGACAGAGGUAAUGAGGGUGCUUUAUCAUACUUAACACUGGCUUUCUUUUAAGUGGUGGCUUAGUUUGGGGCCCCAAUCUUUCAAGACUUUUCAUAAUGAUGUUAAGACCAGGGCAUACUGUCUACUGGCCAUGGACUGCAGCCAGGAGAUGCCCUGUCCCUCCUGGGACCUGCACAUCACCUCGCAGGGGAACUUGACAAAGGUCCCUGAGGCCAAGGCAGGUCUCCCUCCUACUAGGUCCCUGACUUUGACUUUGUGGUUCUAUAGGAACCAUGUGCACACUUGUCACUCUGUUGUACCCAGCAU
Messenger RNA from Acomys russatus (golden spiny mouse), 2712 nucleotides. It is a transcript of the gene Tef, whose product is annotated as TEF transcription factor, PAR bZIP family member. Gene Ontology annotation, cellular component: nucleus. Gene Ontology annotation, molecular function: DNA-binding transcription factor activity, RNA polymerase II-specific; RNA polymerase II cis-regulatory region sequence-specific DNA binding. Lineage: Eukaryota; Metazoa; Chordata; Mammalia; Rodentia; Muridae. The coding region runs from base 125 to 982 and encodes 285 amino acids. The record is from RefSeq and is a predicted model, not a curated record. Gene Ontology annotation, biological process: regulation of transcription by RNA polymerase II. The transcript is spliced from 4 exons.